Molecule: messenger RNA, 1933 nt
Organism: Bradysia coprophila
Lineage: Eukaryota; Metazoa; Arthropoda; Insecta; Diptera; Sciaridae
Source: RefSeq, a predicted model, not a curated record
UAUUCCACGUAUAAUCCGAUGGGUAUAAAUACAGUUCGCGGAAGACCAUUAAACGCAAAACGUGUGAAAAUUAUAUUGUUAACAGCACCGUGGAAGUAAUAAUACGUUAAUACGUUUUAAAAAAAAUGCGGUGCAAUUGGUUGGUUGUUGUGACAGCUCUGGUUAUCCAGGGUUCUCUUCCUGGUACAACUUCUGCUACUUCAGUUAAAAUACCACGCAGUGAACAAUUACUAUGUCAACAGAUAAAAUGUGCACCAGCGACCUGUUGUAAAUACGGAGUUGUGAAACAAACUUUGCAGAAUGGAUUCCCACGAUGCGAACGAUGCAGAGAAUUAUCCGAAUGUCCAAUGGUCAAAUGUGCAGCACCAACUGAUUGCAAGUUUGGAGUUGUAAAAGACACCUUCGAAAAUGGAUGUCCGGGAUGUGAAAGAUGCAGAGAACUAUCCGAAUGUCCAAUGGUCAAAUGUGCAGCAGCGACUGAUUGCAAGUUUGGAGUUGUGAAAGACACCUUAGAAAAUGGAUGUCCGGGGUGUGAAAGAUGCAGAGAAUUUUGGGAAUGUCCACAGUUAAACUGUUUGGCAGUUGCUUGUGAAUAUGGAACAGUUCCAACAUAUUUCGACAAUGGAUGUCCCGGAUGUGGAAGAUGUAGAGAGUUGUCUGAAUGUCCAAUGGUCAAGUGUGCAGCAGCGACUGAUUGCAAGUUUGGAGUUGUGAAAGACACCUUCGAAAAUGGAUGUCCGGGAUGUGAAAGAUGCAGAGAACUAUCCGAAUGUCCAAUGGUCAAAUGUGCAGCAGCGACUGAUUGCAAGUUUGGAGUUGUGAAAGACACCUUAGAAAAUGGAUGUCCGGGGUGUGAAAGAUGCAGAGAAUUUUGGGAAUGUCCACAGUUAAACUGUUUGGCAGUUGCUUGUGAAUAUGGAACAGUUCCAACAUAUUUCGACAAUGGAUGUCCCGGAUGUGGAAGAUGUAGAGAGUUGUCUGAAUGUCCAAUGGUCAAGUGUGCAGCAGCGACUGAUUGCAAGUUUGGAGUUGUGAAAGACACCUUCGAAAAUGGAUGUCCGGGAUGUGAAAGAUGCAGAGAACUAUCCGAAUGUCCAAUGGUCAAAUGUGCAGCAGCGACUGAUUGCAAGUUUGGAGUUGUGAAAGACACCUUAGAAAAUGGAUGCCCGGGGUGUGAAAGAUGCAGAGAAUUUUGGGAAUGUCCACAGUUAAACUGUUUGGCAGUUGCUUGUGAAUACGGAAAAGUUCCAACAUAUUUCGACAAUGGAUGUCCCGGAUGUGGAAGAUGCAGAGAAUUAUCCGAAUGUCCAAUGGUCAAGUGUGCAGCAGCGACUGAUUGCAAGUUUGGAGUUGUGAAAGACACCUUCGAAAAUGGAUGUCCGGGAUGUGAAAGAUGCAGAGAACUAUCCGAAUGUCCAAUGGUCAAAUGUGCAGCAGCGACUGAUUGCAAGUUUGGAGUUGUGAAAGACACCUUAGAAAAUGGAUGCCCGGGGUGUGAAAGAUGCAGAGAAUUUUGGGAAUGUCCACAGUUAAACUGUUUGGCAGUUGCUUGUGAAUACGGAAAAGUUCCAACAUAUUUCGACAAUGGAUGUCCCAGAUGUGGAAGAUGUAGAGAGUUGUCUGAAUGUCCAAUGGUCAAGUGUGCAGCAGCGACUGAUUGCAAGUUUGGAGUUGUAAAAGACACCUUAGAAAAUGGAUGUCCGGGGUGUGAAAGAUGCAGAAAAUUAUCCGAAUGUCCGCAAUUAGACUGUUUAGCUUGUGAAUAUGGAAGUAUUCCAAAAUACUUAGACAACGGUUGUCCUGGAUGUGGUAAGUGCAAGGAGUUAUCUGAAUGUCAGAGUUAACUACUUAACCGUUUAAUAUAGGGAUAAGUGAACUAUGAACUAUGAAAUUGAAUGUUGAGAAGUCCCUAUCUGUAGUAUACCAUAAAUAU